UGGGCCCUCCACUGGCCUUCCCAGGUGCCCUGGUGGGACUCAGCUGAGAAAGGGAGGUGCACAGUAGAGGGAGGAGAGGAGAGGUCUGUGUGCGCAUGGAGAGGACGGCAGGCAGGGCUGGCUGUCCCUCCCUGCCAGGGCUGAUCUCUCCAGGUGUGAUGGGAAAGGAGAGGAUUAUGUUGAGAGAUUUCCUUUUUUAUUAUUCCUUCAUUUUCAUGUUUUUUCUUCUACCUUCCCUACCAUUCUCCCCAGGGUAGGAGUUACUUUUGCCCCCCAACAAUAUGUUUCUGAGCUCAUCACCUGAGACACCCAGGAAGAUGAUCAGCUGCAGAUUUGUCACCAUGAACCUCUCGUCAUUUGAGUCCAUCUGCAUUUUCCUGCUUGCCCAAGCUUUGCUGGUACUGGGUAUACAACAAAUCCACGUUGGCCAGGAGAUGAUUGGCAAGAUCUCAGCUGCUGGCCAGUUGAUGCAGUGCUCUGCCUCAUUAGAUGUCCUUUUCCUCCUGGAUGGCUCCUACAGCAUUGGCAAAGGAAGCUUUGAAAGGUCCAAGCACUUUGCAGGCAAGCUCUGUGAUGCCUUGGACAUCCAUCCAGACAGAGUCCGUGUGGGAAUGAUACAGUUUAGCUCAACUCCCCACCUUGAAUUCCCACUGGAUUCUUAUCUAACCAAACAAGAAGUGAAAGAGAGAAUCAAGAGGACUGUGUUCAGAGGUGGCAGCACAGAGACUGGUCAGGCUCUGAAGUACAUUCUCCACAAGGGUUUCCCUGGUGGCAGAAACUCAAGUGUCCCUGAAGUCCUGAUCAUCAUUUCGGAUGGAAAGUCCCAGGGCAGCACUUCAGUGCCUGCAAUGCUGGUGAAGGAGAGACACAUCACAGUUUUUGCUGUGGGAAUCAAGUUUCCAAGGUGGGAGGAGCUGCAGGUGCUGGCCAGCGAGCCCCCUGAGCGGCACCUGCUCUUUGCUGGAGAUGCUGAGGAUGCUGCCAACGGCCUGUACAGCACCUUGAGUGACUCUGUCUGCACUGCCACCGCUCCAGGCUGCAAAGUUGAGUCCCACCCUUGUGAGCGCAGGACCCUGGAGAUCGUGAAAGAGCUGGCUGGCAGCUAUGUGUGUUGGAAAGGCUCAAAGCAGCCCAAUGCAGUGCAGGCUUCACUGUGCCCCUUCACCAGGUGGAAGAGAGUCUUGAUAAAACACCCAUCCAGGUGCUUCCGAACUGUAUGUCCAGACCCCUGUGACUCCCAGCCAUGCCAGAAUGGUGGCACGUGUGUCCCAGAGGGACUGGACAGGUACCACUGCCUCUGCCUGCUGGGCUACGGAGGAGACAUCCACUGUGCAGCAAAGCUGAGCCUGGAGUGCGGUGUGGAUCUCCUUUUCCUGAUGGACAGCUCAGCAGGGGUCACACUGGAAGGGUUCCUGCGCUUCAAGGCCUUCCUCAAGAGAUUCCUCCAGGCCGUGGUGGGCCAGGACUCCCCAGUGAGCGUGGGGGUGGCCCAGUAUGAUGAUGAUAUCAAGGUACCCAUUGAACUGGGCCAGCACAAGGACACACUCAGUCUCAUGAAGAGAAUUGAUGCCUUGAAUUUCAGUGGAGGGAGAACCCUGACAGGCAGAGCCCUGCAGUACAUUGCACAGCACGGUUUUAGGAGCAGCCCAGUCUUUGCAGAUGUGCAGGAUGAUCUCCCACGUGUGGUUGUCCUGCUCACUGACUCCAAGUCCCAGGAUUCGGUAGCAGAAGCUGCUAAAUAUGUGAAAGACCAAAAUAUCUUCUUGAUUGGCUUAGGCAGCAGCUUCAUGAGAGCAGAGCUGACCAUGGUGACUGGCAAUCCACAGCAGACCAUUGUCUACUCUGACCCCCAGGACCUCUUCAACAGGAUGCCAGAGCUGCAGAGAAAAAUCUGCAGUGUGGGCAAUCCUGAAGGCUGCCAGGCCCAGUCUCUGGAUUUGGCAUUUGCUGUGGAUGCCUCGUCUGGAGUUGGCCUGGAGAACUUUCUGCGUCUGAGGCGCUUUGUCAGGAGCAGCUGCUUGCACUUCAUCAUCAACCGGGACGUUACCCAGAUUGCCCUGGUGACCUAUGGCAGCAAAGCUCACACUGUCUUUGCCUUGGACACCCACACCAGCAGCUCUGCUGUUCUCCAGGCCAUCGACCAGGUGCCCUUCCUUGGGGACUCAGCCUCUGCAGGCAGUGCCUUGCUGCAUGUUCAUAGUGAUGUAAUGACUGUGCAGAAGGGAGCAAGGCCUGGGGUCAACAAGGUGGUGGUGCUGCUCUCCAACGGGGGGGGCAUGCAGGGUGCAGCUGCCCCAGCCCAGCAGCUGAGGCACAAUGGCAUCCUGGUGUUUGUGGUUGUCGUUGGGGACGCAGACAGGGACACACUGCUGAGAGUUGCUGGGUCCCCCAACUACCUGGUGCACAUCUCCUCCUAUGAAGACCUGCAGUAUUACCAAGGCCUUAUCAUCGAGAGGAUCUGUGAAGAAGCCAGAAGCCCUGUGAACCUGUGCAAGCCCAACCCCUGCAUGAACCAGGGCGUGUGCAUCCUGGGGCCGGGGAGCUACCGCUGCCAGUGCCACGGCUGGGAGGGACCCCACUGCGAGAGCAGAGUUCUCCGGGGGGAUUCUCCAAGAUCUCCAGCCCAUCCUCCACAUUCCCAUGAGCAGUGGAGUCCAAGGGGUCUGCAGCACCUCUCCAGAGCCCUCCAGCAGAGCAAAAGGCAAAUGGAUCAGAGGCAUUGACACAGAUGUGCUGACUGCUCCAGUUCUCCAUCCAGGAACACUCUUUGCCCCUCACAGGCACUGUCCAGCCCUUGGAGUUGUUGGAGUUGCUCCAGCACAGGGACUGUCUUGAGGCCAUUCCCAAUUCCUGCAUUGCACAAACUGGGCUCCCCAGAACUCUCUUUCUUUUAUAACUGAAGUAAAUAUUUGUGUUUAAGUA
Melospiza melodia melodia is the source of this 2922-nucleotide messenger RNA. RefSeq names its product von Willebrand factor A domain containing 2 (gene VWA2). Gene Ontology annotation, cellular component: basement membrane. Gene Ontology annotation, molecular function: calcium ion binding. Gene Ontology annotation, biological process: calcium-independent cell-matrix adhesion. The coding region runs from base 282 to 2723 and encodes 813 amino acids. The transcript has 14 exons. The record is from RefSeq and is a predicted model, not a curated record. NCBI's taxonomy places the organism in Eukaryota, Metazoa, Chordata, Aves, Passeriformes, Passerellidae.